This is a messenger RNA of Penicillium alfredii, 2454 nucleotides long. RefSeq lists its product as uncharacterized. Lineage: Eukaryota; Fungi; Ascomycota; Eurotiomycetes; Eurotiales; Aspergillaceae. The transcript has a single exon. Gene Ontology annotation, cellular component: Swr1 complex. Gene Ontology annotation, biological process: chromatin remodeling. Gene Ontology annotation, molecular function: ATP-dependent H2AZ histone chaperone activity. The record is from RefSeq and is a predicted model, not a curated record. Bases 1 to 2454 code for a protein of 817 amino acids.
AUGGCCGAAAAGCGCAAACUCCCGCCGCGCGCCGGACGCGAACCCGCGGCGAAGAAGCGAGUCUCCGAAGCAUCCACGCCUCAACCUCAAAAGAAGAAAGCACCAACUCCUCGCGCCCCGUCUCCGCCGCCUCCCCCCGUUGACGCGCCUCUGCCCGCCAAGAUUAGAGAUGGAGAGGGGUUGCCCAUCAUUCGCGCGCGUCAGCCAACCGUCUUGUCUGACCAGGAAUACCAGUCCAUCGCGGAAAGGUUUGACCAUCACAUCCAUGCUGCUGAUUCUAACUCAACUGACGCUUUCUUGUUUAACUCACAUAGUGCAGUGGCUCUCGCCUCCCUCGAAAGAUCCAAAAAGAAAUGGCUCAGCGAUGGCAUCCUGGUUCGAUACUACACGAAACCGAAGAAGACAAAGCGCGAACAGAUUGCACAAAAUAAUCCACCCAAAGAGUCUAUGACGAGAGUUGGGCCCUGCGAUGUCACCGUCGGACCUCAUCUCUUUGAUGCCAUGCUAUACACCGUCAAGGACCCUAAUGCUCCGCCCUCGAUUCAAUAUGCGCCCCCGCAACGACCGAUGGUGCACUAUGGCCACCCCAACACCUUCCAGCAAUACCAGCCGUAUCCGUCCCCAUCCAACCAACAACGAAAACCUGCUCAGUACUCACCUGCCCCUCCCGGGCGUCCUCAGGGGUAUCCUGGCGGCCAUCCGCCUGCGGCUCAACGUGGUCCGCAACCCUCUCCUCAGUCGGGGCAGCGCCCACCCCAAGCACAGAAGGCACCGGCGGGCCAGCCUGCCAAACCGAGCCCAGACCCAGUGAUUCAGAUGUUGGCUACCCGAGCAGCUGCAGACCCAGAGCUCAAGGCGUUGAUGAGGGUUGUUGCAUCGAGCCAGGCCACUCAGGAACAGCUCCGAGCCUUCCAGGCACAUAUUGAUGAACUCAAUGCAAUCAUCAAAUCAAGAGAGCAGCAAGAACAACGCCAACAAACUUCAGCCGGGACGCCUGUACCGCAGCAAGCCACCCCUGCAUCAGAAAACAAAUCAACGCCGUCGGAGCCCGCGCGAAAACCGGAAACCGAGGCGAAACCACUACCACAAGAGCAAACCUCGCAGCGGUCACAGCCAGCGACUCAAACGCAGGCCUCGUCUAAGGACUCGCAACCCAAAUCGACACCCUCGAAGCACCAGCCAGCUACUCAGGCCGAGCCGAAAGCUCAAGGAAAAAAGCAAUCUGAACCACAGCCUCAAACUCCAGCGCAGACCCAAUCAGGCCAGCCUUCCAACGCCUCUCAGAAGUCUACUGAACCGUCUGCGGUCAAGCAAGAACCAGCCGCCACAGGGCCAAGCAAUGCUCAAGCUACGCCCUCUGAGCCGGGGCGCCCAGCAGUGCCAACUCCAUCCGCGACGCCUGGUCCUGUUAGCACGCCUGGUUCCAACCAGGGGUCUCAACAGCAGGCUCCUGUCGUACAGCCCACGCCACCAGCAGGCAAUGUUCCGCAGGCAAGCCCACGGCCCGGUUUGCCCAAUCCAUCCUACCCCCAACCCCAGUAUGGUGGUCAUACUCCAAUUCAGUCUCGUCUACCCCAGUAUGCGCCACCAGCAUCCUAUUACCGCCCCACUGGACCUCCGCCGCCUCCUCCGCGUGUGGGAUACAAAUCUGUGGUCUUUGAGUUCACAUCUCCCUUGACGCCCUACGGAAGCAGCACGUCGGGCCAUGCGGGAUCUGGCGAUCGCUAUCUGUUCCCUGAAUAUUCAAUUCUCGAAUGGAUCCCUACCGAGAACAUUGUGCUCGCCUCAUUUCUAGUUGUUCGGAAAGUCGACCCAAACGCGCCAUUCCCCAUCGAGCCUGUAUCGGACACUGCCAAUGCUCGGGGCAAGGGCAAAGGCGCUUCGAAAUCGAAAAAGGGCAAGGCGGAGAAGGGCAAAGAAUCCACUGAUCUCGCCGCACCCAACCAAGUUCCCCCUUCUGGCUCUGCCACCGACACGCCCCAGAAACCAGCUUCAUCCGACACCCCCAAGCCCAAACCCGACCCCGCAACUCCAAACAAUCCUACGACCCCGGUCGACCCUGCUGCCAACCAGACAACUCUGAAAGAGUACUGGCAGCCAGUCACUUUCCGCAUCCACGCCACCAGUCUCCGAAUCCUCGAGCCUCUGUCUCGUGUCGUCAAGCCUGCAGACGAGGUCCGCAAGUACAUGAAUGAAGUCAUGGACCGUGCCGAGCGCGCCCCGGAUGGGUUCUUGGCUCUGCGUCUACCUCACGAAGAAGCCCAGGAGGCGUUCGAGGCGGAAGGUACCCCUGCUUCCGGGACCGGUACCCGUAGUCGUUUCUCUCGUGGCGGGGCCAGGCUCGCAGAGGAUGAGUCUGAAGUCGAGAACCUUGUCGCCGAUCUCGAAGAGGAGGAAGAGGAUUUAAUUGAUUUCUAUGGGAUGCCGAGCUCGCUCCCGCCGUUGGGCGUGUGA